AUGUCAGCGAAUUCGUUAGGCCAGCGACAAGCAGAUCUCUCUGGAUCCUCAAAGACACAAGAACAACCACCCACUGUGCCCGCAGAACUCGAAUCGGUCAACACACGCCUUGGUCGUCUGAAAGACGACGUCCUUCCCUCUGCGCCGUACCUCCUCACUGUUCCAACAGACGUACCUUUUCGCCUUGGGAAUAGGUUCGUCAACAAUUGGGCAGUGGGGAAGAAAGGCCCGUUUGCGAUUGAGGAACAGCAACUUCAGUACAUGACUUUUUUGAUGCACAACGACACGGACUCUCUACUUGUUGCUGUCGGAGAUUGGUCAGAUAACGAGGGAAGGGUCAUGGCAAAAAAAGACGAUGAAGGCUCUCGGGUUGCUACACCUACUACACCUGCAGCGCCACAGAGUGGUGCAGCAAAGAAGAAAAUCAGUCUGAGCGACUACAAGACCAGGGCGAAGGGAGAUUCAGCUAGGGAGCAAACGACCAGUAACAGAACGUCUCCUCAUCACGACACCAAAAAAGAUACCCUACAAGUCCCUUCUCCUCGUACAGGGAAGGAACGAACAUCGCAUGAUCGACCCAAUCAAAGCCCGAUUACGGCCUCUUCAAAUUCUAAACGACCGCUGAAAGAUUCUUCGAAGCCAGUCAGCGACGCUCCAUCCCAAAAGCGUGCACGAUUGACUCCUCCGGAGUCUGCAGAAGGAAAAGUGCUUGCAGAAAAGAAGGCAAACGGCAUUCCCGCUCUCCUAUCUCCUACACUCCCGCCAACCUCCUCCAGCCCGCGUCUACCCGAACUAUUAUCCCCUACCCUACCACCGGGGUUGGAGGAAGAACUCGCUAACAUAGAAGAUGAGGCUCCUCUUACCUCAAAGCGAGAAACAACCUCUACCUCAAAAGUCGACAACAAGAACGGAACACAAGGCCUCAAAGCUCCAGCCCAUGAUCGAAUACGUAUUGAAACAAAGUCGACUAUUAAUAAAACACAACCAAAAGAGGCCAGCAAAACCACUUCAUUCUUUACUAGUGGGAAGACCAGCACUAGCAAUCGAGACGCGGGCAUGAGGUCUGCGUCUCCAUAUGCACAAAAAUCACCAUUAUCAAGUACCGCUGCCAAAACCAAGGGGCCUUCAUCUACUACAACAGCGUCCACAACAGCAUCUACAACAGCCAAGAAGCUUAUAGUCAAACUAAAAUAUGGUCGAGCAAACAGGAAAAGGGUAGGUGCUCUUCUCAAGUUCGGCGGCAAACGCACAUUAUCCGACAGUGUGCCUUCUAAAACAUCCAAAGAAUCGUUUUCUGGGGAUGAAGAUGAGACGAAGAUGCGAGGAAGAAAACGUGAACGCUCGCCAGAUGACGAUCACACAGAAGAGCGCCCACCAAGAGACACUUUCAGUGGUGGCAAGACUGUACCUUCUGAUAAGGUUAAGACCUCAAACGCCACUUCAUUUAAAUCACCAGCAAGUAAACGACCUGCUGUCUCGAAAACAGAUUCUGCUGCUCCCACGCCAGUCAAAGACAGUCGUUCCAAGCAUCAACGUCUUGCGGACGCAGAUCCUCCGACGGAGGUGAAGACACCUUUAGGGGGUAAAUCCCUACCUACGAAGCCAGAUAAGGCCGUACAAAUGUCACCUUCAAACGACGCGACAAGUGCCCGAGACCAAGAGAGAAAGACAUGGCGCGAUGAGUACACUAAGUAUUCAGGUCUAGGCCGGGAAUUAAAGCACCUUGCAGACCGGUAUUCAAGGACCAAAGCCACCAACAGCGAGAACUCAACCUUGGAUGGAAAACUGGCGGCGGCACACGGCAUUGAAUCAAUACUUUGCUUCAUCAUUGCAUUCAUUGUGAAUGAUCGCCACAGAUCGCUAGUUCGACAAAGUGGUGAUUCAGAGACCUGGCGGUCCAUUAUCGCGUAUUGGCGUGUAGUGGAAAGGACUACGUCUGCUUACCCUCACUUACAUGGAUUAUGUCUCGUACUUGGUGCCGUCUCUCACGAUACCAUCAAUACUUUGGAUCUGGAGCGACUCGCAGUCUGUCCUCUCCCCGGCGAACAGAGCCCCGUUCCUACACCAGGCAGUGACGGGAACACAGUGACCUCGUCUGAUCGCAACAACAGCAAUAAAAGCCAGAACAAAAAGGAGUUCCUCGAUCUUCGGAGUCGCCUUCCCGAGAAUCACAAGGAAGCCAAUCGUCUGUGGCUGGAGGGCUGUCGACAACUCGCAGACGACGUCCUCAUCAAGGAAUAUCCCGAGACGUGGUCAAGUCGAUCCCGCAAUUACGCCGAACGAGGUCACGACAGUUUCAAAAUUGGUCAUUAUGCUGGUGGAUUCUACCUACCGUUUGGCCGCACAACUACGCCUAUGGAAACAGUUCGAUUUGGAGUUUCGUUGUUACGUGAAUGGUGCAAGAAGGAGAACAUAGAAUUCAAGGCUCGGUUGAAACUUUGAUUAUUGAGUCAUACAAUGUAUUUUUUCGAUUCAUUUUCUGCUUGAGCGAUUUUUUUUAACGAGACAAUUGUGCAUAAACUACCACUGUUGAAUGCUUUUCUCGUUUUUCUCAUCUUUUUUUAACAUGGAAGUAUUGAUAUCCAUUCCUGGCCUGGUUGUUUUGCGCUUUUUGUUUUGUUUUUCAUUUCUUUUACUUGUAUGAUUCUCUUACUUUUUCCCCUUUUACAUGAUACCAUUCUGGCGGGUUCCAAGUCUCUUCAUUAAGAAUGUGAUUGAUGAAUGUAAUUUGGAGUCUGGAUGCGCACAAGCAACAACCCCUUGAAAUUUUUCUCCUAAUGCAGGCUAACAAUAGG
Molecule: messenger RNA, 2795 nt
Organism: Talaromyces stipitatus ATCC 10500
Lineage: Eukaryota; Fungi; Ascomycota; Eurotiomycetes; Eurotiales; Trichocomaceae
Exons: 1
Coding region: 1-2442 (813 amino acids)
Source: RefSeq, a predicted model, not a curated record